Molecule: messenger RNA, 4077 nt
Organism: Hypomesus transpacificus
Lineage: Eukaryota; Metazoa; Chordata; Actinopteri; Osmeriformes; Osmeridae
Gene: septin15
Product: septin 15
Exons: 14
Coding region: 305-1606 (433 amino acids)
Biological process (GO): cytoskeleton-dependent cytokinesis; cilium assembly
Cellular component (GO): microtubule cytoskeleton; cell division site; septin ring
Molecular function (GO): GTPase activity; GTP binding; molecular adaptor activity
Source: RefSeq, a predicted model, not a curated record
GGAGCGCAGUUCCACCGGACGAAACCUUUGCCUUUCGAGACUGCUAGCCUGCGCUGUAGCAUUUUUCUCCGCUCUUGUAAGCGUAAUUCCGUUCUAAGGUCAAUGUUAUUACCAACUACCCAAAUUAAUUUAUUUGGGCCCACGAAAAAGGAACGGCGGUUCUGUAUCGGUAAAUAGAGCUUGACCCGCUCUUACAUCUGUUGAAGAGAGACGUGUUUUAGAGGCAGCGUGUUCAGUUCCGCCGCGUUUGGACAUCUUUUUAUGCCUGAUCUCUCGGCGCCUAGGUGGGUGGUGUGACGGUACAAUGAUCGAGCGACCAGAAUCUGCUGUUUCCAGCAUUGCACAGAGGAAUCUGGAGGGUUAUGUCGGCUUCGCCAACCUCCCCAAUCAGGUUUACCGGAAGUCUGUCAAGAGGGGCUUUGAGUUCACUCUCAUGGUCGUUGGUGAGUCUGGCCUGGGAAAGUCCACCCUCAUCAACUCCCUGUUCCUGACCGACCUGUACUCCAAGGACUACCCUGGACCCUCCCAGCGCAUCAAGAAGACUGUGCAGGUGGAACAGUCCAAGGUGUUGGUAAAGGAGGGGGGGGUGCAGCUCACUCUUACCAUCGUCGAUACUCCAGGUUUUGGUGACGCCGUGGACAACAGCAACUGCUGGCAACCUGUCAUCAACUACAUUGACAGUAAGUGUGAGGACUUCCUGAAUGCUGAGUCCAGGGUGAACCGCAGGUUGAUGCCUGACAACAGGGUGCACUGCUGCCUCUACUUCAUCGCCCCCUCGGGACAUGGGUUGAAGCCUCUGGAUAUAGAGUUCAUGAAGAGGCUUCAUGACAAGGUCAACGUCAUCCCUCUCAUCGCCAAGGCCGACACUCUCACCCCAGAGGAGUGCCAGCUAUUUAAGAAACAGAUCAUGAAGGAGAUCCAGGAACACAAGAUCAAGAUCUAUGAGUUUCCUGACACGGAGGAUGAUGAGGACAGCAAGCUCAUCCGCAAGAUCAAGGAGCGGAUGCCCCUGGCAGUUGUAGGCAGCAACGUGGUGAUCGAGGUCAACGGCAGGAAGGUCAGAGGUCGGCAGUACCCCUGGGGCGUGGCUGAAGAGGGCAUUUUUGUGGAGAACGGAGAGCACUGUGACUUCACCGUGCUACGGAACAUGCUGAUCAGGACCCACAUGCAGGACCUGAAGGAUGUGACCAACAAUGUCCACUAUGAGAACUAUCGCAGCAGGAAGCUGGCAGCCGUCACCUGCAACGGAGUGGACACCACCAAGACCAAGGGUCAGCUCACCAAGAGCCCCUUGGCCCAGAUGGAGGAGGAGCGGAGGGAGCACGUGAUGAAGAUGAAGAAGAUGGAGACUGAGAUGGAGCAGGUGUUUGAGAUGAAAGUUAAGGAGAAGAAGCAAAAACUGAAGGACUCUGAGGCUGAGCUGGAGCGUCGUCAUGAGCAGAUGAAGAAGAACCUGGAGGCCCAGUACAAGGAGCUGGAGGAGAAGAGACGGCAGCACGAGGAGGAGAGGUCCAACUGGGAAGCCCAACAGAGGAUCCUGGAACAGCAGAAGUUGGACGCCUCCAAGACCAUGGAAAAGAACAAGAAGAAAGGAAAAAUCUUUUAAAUGUUCAAACUGUUCUUACAAUUUAACACAAGAAACGUAUUUUACAUCCCUUUUGAUGCUCACGUGAUUUGUGACCCUCAAACCACACACACACACACACCAAGACAUUCCAUAGCAACAUUCCAGAUGGAUGCUCCUGUCACACUCUUACACACCACAUACACACAAACAUACAUACACACACAUCCCUCAAAGCAGGGUUUAUCUGCCAAAACUGUUAGAUUUUGUGUGGAAUGCAUGUGUUGGUCAGUAAUAAUCUUUAGUAUUCUGGACAACGAGGAACCUGAGUCCCUCUGAGCUGUGGAUAAGUUCACAUGGCAGGUACCAUGCUUAGCCAUCCUCUACACUUACUAUGUACUACUGUAACUGUCUGUCCUCGCUAGUACACUUAAUAUGUACUACUUGCCAUCUGUCCUCGCUAGUACACUUAGUAGCUACCUACUCUGCCUGAGGGCGGUUCAGCUUCUCAUCUGUUUGUUCCUGGAAAGAUACCUCUCACCUUUUGAUUAUUCAUUCUAACACUCCAUGGUGACAGGCAAGUGCAACAUAUAAUCACAGACAUGCACGCAGGAACAUUCCCCAGUACACCUGGGUCGUGUGUUGUAAACUGGAGUGUGGACAGCACGUGUGUUUGGAAGUGGAACGCAAAGUACGUUGUGCAGGUUAAGAAGAGUAUGUGUCAGGUUGGAAUGUGUUAGAGACAGAAGGAGAAGGAUGGACAAAUGGCCAUGAGAGGACAGUUGAAAGCCAGGUAUUCAACAAGAGAUGACCGGUUUGUGUGUGUGUGUAAUGUGCGUGUCUGUGCAUGUGUGUGUAACAUUAAACCGUGUGUUUGAGGUCAUAGACUUUGCCUGAUGAUGCCAUUCAAACCCAAGUUUCCAUUAUUUGUGCUAUAUAGAAAACAUACAAACACACAAAAACAAAGCUAACAUCAACAUUGUCAUUCUGGAAACACAUACUGAAGCUGAUCCUCCUGUUCCUCUCUGAAUAUAUGGUUUAUUUAGCAAAUUAAAUCAAUUAUUUUGUCUUUUUUUUAUAUCACUGGUGGUGAUGAUGAUGAAGAUUAUGUUUUAUAUUGUGAAAUUGUGGAUGACCCUAACCCUAACAAAGCCCUUUGACCUGUGGAUGACCCUAACCCUAACAAAGCCCUUUGACCUGUGGAUGACCCUAACCCUAACAAAGCCCUUUGACCUGUGGAUGACCCUAACCCUAACAAAGCCCUUUGACCUGUGCUUGUUGGGAGCCUCGUAGGAAGCAGAGGUCAUUCUGACCUUGGGCUAGUCUCUUACUACUAACCCACGCUCUCUCUACUUAAAUCCUACAAGUGUCCACUCUGAGGGGUAGUACGUACUGUGAUUGGUGCUAUACUGCAUUGCUCAUCGUUCAUAUACUGUUCUUUGACCCUCAGAAGGGCACAGGAAGAAGAACUCUGAUUGGCUUUGGAAGGGGCCCUAAAUCUGCACCUGACUGUGACCCCUAACCCUUACCUUUCCACAAUCCAUCGUGUUUUCUUAUAUGAUGAUGUGUGUGGAUGGAUAAAGAGCUCAGAUCCAUAUUUAAAACUGUUAGUGGGAUUGUUCAGUGGUGCUGGUUCAUAGAAUCCAUUAUUUUAGCAUUGGUCCUCGAGUCUACAGUCUUACAAGAUGCACUCUAAAUGAAUGCAAAAAGGGACACAAACUAUUCAAUCACACACACAAGUCUGUAAUCUCACUACAGAACAUGUGGUCACUACAUACACAUCCUGCAGUCCAUCUAUUGCUUUUAUACAGUUCAUUGCACAUGGUGAAUCACAUGAAGUGGUUUCUUGAUAUACGCCGUAAUCUCUGUUCAUUUCAACACCUCUCACCCUAUACCAUACUUUGCAAAGACAUCCCAGUAAACACACACACAAUUACCUAUGCCAAGAGUAUAUUUUCUCAGGACCGCUCUCCUAUUAGGGUACUUGAAUCAUAAGGUAGACUAUGCCCCCCCUCCACUGUCUCUGUAUGGUUCCUCUACCCUACACAGUCUGUAUGGUUCCUUUACCCUACACAGUCUGUAUGGUUCCUCUACCCUACACAGUCUGUAUGGUUCCUUUACCCUACACAGUCUGUAUGGUACACAGUCUGUAUGGUUCAUCUACCCUACACAGUCUGUAUGGUACACAGUCUGUAUGGUUUUUCUACCCUACACAGUCUGUAUGGUUCCUCUACCCUACACAGUCUGUAUGGUUCCUCUACCCUACACAGUCUGUAUGGUUCCUCUACCCUACACAGUCUCUCAUUGAGACGUUCCCUCUGUCUGUUUUUACCCUCUCUUCCCCAGAACCUCCUAGUGAACUCGAUGUGACGUUAGAAGUUGUUUUUUAUUGUUGUUUUCUUUUAUUUGUACUCUGUUUUCAGCUUUACGCUGUUCUUCAUUUUAUUAUCAUCUGUUCUCUCUGUCUAACUGUACAUUAUUAAUAUUAAAGUUGAGAAAGUUAUGCUUCAAGA